This is a messenger RNA of Gossypium arboreum, 1999 nucleotides long. RefSeq names its product cysteine proteinase mucunain-like. Gene Ontology annotation, cellular component: lysosome. Gene Ontology annotation, molecular function: cysteine-type endopeptidase activity. The coding region runs from base 391 to 1764 and encodes 457 amino acids. The transcript has 5 exons. The record is from RefSeq and is a predicted model, not a curated record. NCBI's taxonomy places the organism in Eukaryota, Viridiplantae, Streptophyta, Magnoliopsida, Malvales, Malvaceae.
UAAGGUUUGGAGUUUAUAGAGUUGAAAGUUAACCUGCGUGGCCAAUCCAAAAUCACCCAAAGUUUGGCGAUCAAUUUCAAGUUUAGCAUGCCAACUCUCUCCCCUUAAAAGGUUGUGCAACUGUCUGAAUUAUUUACAAAAGCUCCUAUCUUCGUGGGCUGGGCUGCUCUUUCUCUUUGCUCUACCUACCACAUCGCAUCCACAUGCUUCUCCGCUGUACUGUUAUCACCCCCAUUUUAUCGUAUUUUAAUUGUUUAUUACCAAGUUUCACAUUGGGUUACUACCAUUAAUCUUCUUUUUUUCUUUAUAAGCCUACUGUCUCUCGCCUUUCUUCUCCCCCACACAUUCAAAAUCCUAUUCCUUUUCUCCUUUUUCUUUUUCUCAGACAAGAUGGGUUCUCAGGGAUCGGUUAUGGCUAUGCUUUUGCUGAUGAUGUUCACUUUAUCAUCAGCUUCCGACAUGUCCAUUAUAUCCUACGAUGAAGCCCAUCCCGACAAGUCAACGUCUAGUUGGAGAACAGACGACGAAGUUAUGGCCAUGUACGAGGAGUGGCUUGUAAAGCAUGGAAAAACAUACAACGGUUUGGGUGAGAAAGAGAGGAGGCUCCAGAUUUUUAAGGAUAACCUUAGGUUCAUCGAUGAACAUAACGCCGAUGAGAGUCACAGUUUUAAGGUUGGUUUGAACCGCUUUGCUGAUCUUACCAACGAGGAGUACCGAGCCAUCUACUUGGGAAUCAAGAAACCCAACCGGAAAGUUUCCAAGGCCAGUGACCGAUACGCCCCGCUUCUCGGCCAAAAGUUGCCCGAUUCCGUUGAUUGGAGGGAAAAAGGGGCUGUCGCUGAAGUCAAAGAUCAAGGAAGUUGCGGGAGUUGCUGGGCUUUCUCGACUAUUGCUGCUGUGGAAGGGAUAAACCAGAUUGUUACAGGCGAACUCCUUUCACUAUCUGAGCAGGAGUUGGUGGAUUGUGAUACAUCUUACAAUGAAGGUUGCAAUGGGGGUCUCAUGGAUUAUGCCUUUGAAUUCAUCAUCAAAAAUGGUGGCAUUGACACCGAAGAAGAUUACCCUUACACCGCUCGUGACGGUACAUGUGACCCUUACCGGAAAAAUGCUAAAGUUGUUUCGAUCAAUGAUUAUGAGGAUGUUCCGGUAAAUGACGAGAAAGCAUUGAAAAAGGCAGUCGCGAAUCAACCGGUGAGCGUUGCCAUUGAGGCAGGAGGAAGGAGUUUCCAGUUAUAUCAAUCAGGUAUAUUUGAUGGAAAAUGUGGAACACAACUAGACCACGGUGUCACUGCUGUUGGAUAUGGCACAGAGAAAGGUAAAGACUAUUGGAUUGUAAAGAACUCAUGGGGAAGCAGCUGGGGAGAAGCAGGCUAUAUCAGGAUGGCAAGGAAUGUGGCCAAUACCGUAACUGGCAAAUGUGGGAUCGCGAUGGAAGCCUCUUAUCCGAUCAAAACAGGUGAAAAUCCCCCCAAUCCCGGACCGUCUCCACCAUCUCCUAUAAAGCCUCCGACCGUGUGCGAUAGUUAUUAUUCCUGUCCCGAGAGCAAUACCUGCUGCUGCAUAUACGAGUACUAUAACUACUGCUUUGCUUGGGGAUGCUGCCCACUCGAGGCUGCCACUUGCUGCGAAGAUCGCUACAGCUGCUGCCCUCAUGACUACCCUGUCUGCAACAUACAUGAAGGCACCUGCUUGAUGAGCAAGGGCAAUCCUUUGGCAGUGAAGGCACUGAAGCGCACUCCAGCUAAACCGUUCUGGGCACAUUGAAAGCCUGGGAUUGUAAUGCAGUAGAUGAUGGGUUACAAGGGAGAAGAUGAAAGCUUGACAGUGCUUAGCAAUCUCCUUGGGUCUAAUAUCAGUAGAUGGAUGGUGACAAUUAUGUAUAUAGUAUCCUAUUUAUAACCCAUGGUGUAUUUGGGAAAUGGAUAGAAUAUUUCCAAUUUCUGUAUAUCAUGUCAUCAUUUAGCAAUGACUUUGAAAAAAUUCUAUUCCUGCUUUAAAA